AGCCGUCUCCCUCCUCCUCUCCUCUUCUCCUGCGAGAUGGGCUGCCUGCUGGCCCUGACCCCGACCUACCUGGCCUGCCUGCUGGCCUUCGUGUUUGGCUCGGAGCGCCAGCAGCACCACGUGCAGCACGGCCCCUGCCGCUACACCUUCGUCCUACCUGAGGUGGAGCACUGCCGCCCGCUCAGGGAGUUUGAGGUAACCAACACCCUCCAGAGGGACUCACCGCCACAGGCUGACAUGGGCCACGCCGAGCAAGCCGAGGCCCAAACUGCAAGGCCCUCCUGGCAGGAGAGGAAGCUGGAGAGUCUGGAGAGCGCCACCGAGAACAACACGCUGUGGCUGCAGAAGCUGGAGAACUACAUCCAGGAAAACGUGCGCUCUGGCAUGGAGGAGAUGAAGAGGAACGCUGUCCACACCCAGACGGCCGCCAUGUUGGAGAUGGGGACCAACCUCCUCAGCCAGUCGGCGGAGCAGACUCGCAAACUGACAGACGUCGAGACGCAGGUGUUGAACCAGACGAGUCGUCUGGAGAUCCAGCUGCUGGAGUACUCACUAUUCACAAGCCGACUGGAGAAACAUAUUCUGCUGCAGACCCAGGAGAUCGCCCGCCUCAAUGACAAAAACAGUGUUCUGGAGCAGAGGUUCUUAGCGCUGGAGGUGCGGUAUGGGAGGGAGCUGCAGGGACUGCAGAAGGAAAAGCAGCAGCUUCAGGGGCAUCUGGAGCGGCAGAGCGGACUGGUCAGCCAGCUCCAGGGUGAACUGGGCAGCUCCAUGCACAACAGCACCGUACUGCAGAGACAGCAGGCCGUGCUCAUGGACACAGUUCAACAGCUGCUGGCUACUGUCAACCGCUGCAAUGAGAUUUCCGCUUUGCCCCAGGAGGAGCCGACCAUUUUGAGGGACUGUGCGGAGAUCCUGCAGUCUGGAGCAACAGAGAACGGCAUAUACAGCAUACGUCUCCCUAACACAACCCAAAAUGUUAAGGUGUUCUGUGACAUGAAGACAAGAGGCGGAGGCUGGACGGUGCUGCAGCAUCGAAUCAACGGCUCGGUUGACUUCCACCGUGGAUGGAGGGACUACAAAAUGGGUUUCGGGGAACCGUCGGGGGAACACUGGCUGGGGAAUGACGUCAUCCACAAACUGACCAGCUCCAAGGACUAUAGUCUCCAUGUCCAACUAAAAGACAGAGAGGGAAACGACGCCUUCUCGCAUUAUGACCACUUCCACAUAGAUGGAGAGGAGAGGAGCUACAGCCUUCAUGCCGAGGGCUUCAGCGGCACGGCAGGCCGCACCAGCAGCCUCACCCACCCUGGCACCCAGUUUAGCACCAAGGACAGAGACAACGAUCGCUGCACCUGCAAAUGUGCCCAGAUAGCAUCAGGAGGUUGGUGGUUUGAGGCUUGUGGUCCAUCCAACCUGAACGGCAUGUACUACCCGGCCUCCACCAGCGUGGUUCGCUACAACGGCAUCAAGUGGUACUACUGGAAGGGUCCGAAUCUGAUCGCCACCACGACCACCAUGAUGGUGCGCCCUGCAAACUUUUGA
This is a messenger RNA of Lampris incognitus (smalleye Pacific opah), 1545 nucleotides long. RefSeq names its product angiopoietin 2b (gene angpt2b). The record is from RefSeq and is a predicted model, not a curated record. Gene Ontology annotation, molecular function: receptor tyrosine kinase binding. Bases 37 to 1545 code for a protein of 502 amino acids. Lineage: Eukaryota; Metazoa; Chordata; Actinopteri; Lampriformes; Lampridae. Gene Ontology annotation, biological process: Tie signaling pathway. The transcript is spliced from 9 exons.